Messenger RNA from Alosa sapidissima (American shad), 1325 nucleotides. RefSeq names its product nuclear factor, interleukin 3 regulated, member 4 (gene nfil3-4). Gene Ontology annotation, molecular function: DNA binding; DNA-binding transcription factor activity. Bases 334 to 1257 code for a protein of 307 amino acids. The transcript is spliced from 2 exons. Gene Ontology annotation, biological process: circadian rhythm; regulation of DNA-templated transcription. Gene Ontology annotation, cellular component: nucleus. Lineage: Eukaryota; Metazoa; Chordata; Actinopteri; Clupeiformes; Clupeidae. The record is from RefSeq and is a predicted model, not a curated record.
GGUUGGAAACGUAGAGCGACAACACAAAUAGAGAAAGACAGACAGACCGACAGACAGAGACAGACACACAGGCAAACAGAAGAUGGGUGAAUCAAAGGCCACAUGCUAAAAGUCCCCAGUGUGCAGCCAAGUGUCAGAGACUCAGGUGUGAUAUCCUGAGGAGCAGCGCGUAACACCUUGAGGUGUCACACACACACGACUUUCUGGUGUUUUACGGAAAAGACUGUCCAACUGCGCUGGACGGAACAGGACAGGUCAGGUUACAAGAAAGGAUUCUCUCAUUCUUUGCCUAUCACCUGCCCUGAAACUCACACCUUCAAAGUCGCUGUGACAAUGGAGUUCCCCUUCUCUCUGGUAGAGCCGGGCGAUGACAUGGAGUCCAUGGACGAGCACUGCCUGAGGGGUGCGGGCUUUCGGCGUAAGCGCGAGUUCACCCCGGAGGAGCGGAAGGACGCCAGCUACUGGGAGAAGCGUCGCAAGAACAACGAGGCGGCCAAGCGAUCGCGGGAGAAGCGGCGUGCCAACGACUACCUGCUGGAGCAGCGCCUAAUGGCACUGAGCAAAGAGAAUGUCCGGCUGCAGGACGAGCUGGUGGACCUCAAGCUCCGCUGUGGCCUCGCGGGGCCCCUGGGCUUCAACCCCGCUGCCGCUGUGGCCGCAGCGGCCUUCUCCGCCCAGCACAGGGGGCUCCGGCAGCUGCACACUUCCUGCGGCCUCCAGCCUGCUCCUCCACCACCUCUCCCUCCUCCUCCUCUCUCUCCACGCCCACCUCCUCCUCCACUCCUCUUGGCCGACAAGGAGCUGGUCUGGGGCCGAGCGGAGGGGCCUCAAGUGGCUCAGGUCCUCCCAGCCUCCUACCACCACCAGCGAGCCUCCAGCAUCUCGCCGUACCCCGGGCCCUCCGCAUUCACCUCGCCGCGAGCGCACACCUUCAGUCGGGCUUUCCCUUUCCUUCUGGACAUGCCGGGCGUUCUCUCAUCCCCGGUUGGACCAGCAUCGCUGCUCCUGCCCCCCCUACUGGUGCCCUCUCCCGGGGGCCCCAGGUAUGGACCUCGGCUGCCGGUGCGGCCCAUUCCCCAGCAGGCGGCCCUGGCCUCGGACGAGGAGGGGGAGCAGCAGGUCCCGGGGGCCUCCACGGGGUUGGAUCCUCGUGCCGCACUGCCACACAAACUCAGACUGAAGACGCACAAGAGCCACAGAGACAAGGGUAGCACCACCACAGGAACCCCGUCUCCACCUCUGUACGUGUCCGACUGAAUCCAGGCCCACACACACAUACACACGCACACACACACACACACACACAGCACACACACACCACACAC